AUGAUUUUACGAUUGCGUGAUCUUUUAGGUAUUGCAAUAUUAAAAUCAAAGUUUCAGGUAGAGCCAGAUGUCGUUAUUAUACUUUUAGGGAAUAAAACGGGUUUAACUAUUGAAAAUCAUGAAUUAACAAAAGUAAGUGCUGAGCAAGCUAGAGAAUGUACAAGAGCUGAAUAUUUAUUGUUUGCUAAAGUAUCUGCUGCUACUUCUACUAUGCUGAAUGGAGUUUCGAUAAGUUUUUAA
This is a messenger RNA of Blepharisma stoltei, 240 nucleotides long. The record is from the annotation of a GenBank genome assembly. Lineage: Eukaryota; Ciliophora; Heterotrichea; Heterotrichida; Blepharismidae.